UAGUGCAGCAGUGAGGCUUAAGAAACUGCUUCACAGACGUUUAUUCGUUGGCUAAGUAGAAGACGCACUAUGUAGGCUUGUUUCGUAGGUAUAAGCAAGUGUAUUUUGCGUAAUGACAUUGCUCAGUUUUGAUAAUUUCGUCUCUGCCGUAACAGCCAUGUGCUUAUUUCCACCUAGUCACUGUGUGAAAAAUCCAAUGUAUUUGCAUAAAUUAUAUAAUAGCAACAUUGUUAUGGUGAGAAUUAUCAGCUAGCCCUCCUCAUCAAAAUCUUUGGCACCAAAGUGUGAAGAUGUAGUAGGAUGGAAUCUAGACCCACUGACUGAAACUUAUGGAUUGUCUUUCUACAUGCAGUACCUCGCUCACUGGCCUGAAUAUUUUCAAGUGGCAGAAUCACCAAAUGGGGAAAUCAUGGGUUACAUUAUGGGCAAGGCAGAGGGCCACGGAGAAAGCUGGCAUGGUCACGUGACAGCACUGACGGUGUCGCCAGAGUACCGUCGACUGGGGUUGGCGGCAACACUAAUGGCCUGGCUCGAGGACGUGUCUGAGAAAAAGCGCGCCUACUUUGUUGAUCUGUUCGUACGUGUCUCCAACAAAGUUGCAAUAAACAUGUACAAGACCCUAGGGUACAUUGUAUACAGAACUGUUUUGGAAUACUAUUCAGGUGAUCCUGAUGAAAAUGCUUUUGAUAUGCGGAAAGCACUAUCUAGGGACGUGAAGAAAAAGUCGAUGAUUCCGCUGACUCAUCCUGUACGACCGGAUGAAGUGGACUGACGACAAGUUGUCUACUGAAUGUCCGUCGGCAGGGCGUUUGACAUUCAGUAGAUUGCUCUAUGCGAAAAACUGGCAAAGCAUUUCGUAGGCAACAAAAUACCUCUGCUACUUCUGGUUCAAAACAAUCUGACUGAAAAUAAGAACUGAAAAUUUUCAUUUCUCGAGUGAUUUCUACUGUGUACUACUUCGCAGGUUUUGUACUUUUAAACUGAAAUGUGCAGAAUGUUGAAUAUACAUUUGAGCAUUGGAGAAGAAACAAUUGUCUGAACUAUAAGUGGGUGCAAGCAAUAAAGUUUUUCAGUGACAGGGAACAACCCUGUGCCUUGGCA
Molecule: messenger RNA, 1101 nt
Organism: Schistocerca americana (American grasshopper)
Lineage: Eukaryota; Metazoa; Arthropoda; Insecta; Orthoptera; Acrididae
Gene: Naa20A
Product: N-alpha-acetyltransferase 20
Exons: 6
Coding region: 347-772 (141 amino acids)
Biological process (GO): N-terminal peptidyl-methionine acetylation
Cellular component (GO): NatB complex
Molecular function (GO): protein-N-terminal amino-acid acetyltransferase activity
Source: RefSeq, a predicted model, not a curated record